CAGAGCGCCCUCAAUUGUUUAAUGGCGCCAUUUCACGGGCGCAGAUUUUCGAACUCGUGGAAUUCUUGCACAAAUUUACUCAAAAAUUCACCUCAAAUGCCAUGACAACGGAACGACUGAGGUAACCGUGAUUAAUUCAAGCUCCUGUCAGAGACUUUAAGGUUGUUUUGGAACAUGGCUCGGACAAACCAGUAUCCGAGACAGCCGGCUGGAGGGAAGCGAAGAAAGGGUGCAACUCCGAAGAGAAGGGAACCAAUCGAGCAGCAGAAUCGACCGCCGCGUCCACCGUCCCCGCGACCCGUGGUGUCACCCGCGAGCUUACCGUCAAGUGGUCCGCUCAGUCGGAAAUCACCGGGUGGCAGAAAUCCACCUCGAGCUCCUAAUUCUGAAGGUCGCAGGAAGCACAGAUUCAGGCCAGGCACCAAAGCCUUGCUGGAGAUUCGCAGAUACCAGAAAUCAACCAGUUUACUGAUUGCUAAACUCCCAUUUGCACGAGUGGUCCGUGAAGUGGCCAGUAUAUUUUCUCAUCAUGAUUUGAUGUGGCAAGCUGCAGCCAUCAUGGCUCUUCAAGAGGCCUCAGAAGCCUUUUUAGUUCAUUUGUUUGAGGACGCUAACCUAUGUGCCAUCCAUGCUAAGCGAGUUACCAUCAUGCCUAAAGAUAUCCAACUAGCCCGACGGAUACGUGGACGUCAGGACGGACUGGGUUAAGUCCAUCUUUUAUCUCAAUUCCUGUUUUUUUUUUUCAAGUAAGAGAUUUCCUCAAAUGUCCAGUUGUCAUUUCGUUUUAAGUUAAUUUUAUACAAAUGUAUUCUUUAAUUUUUUUUUCUUUUUAAAUUUAAAUAUGACAGAAAUGUACUAUAUUUUCUGUCAUUGCUAGUGGUGGGCAUUUACGAGUAGUGCGAGAACAGGUACCCUACUGAAGUAAAACAAGGGUACCCGGGUACCCGUAAAAGAAAGCCAACCCCAAAAUUCAUAUCCGGGAAGUAGCUGUUCAGAUUGUUCAUAAAGGUGCCGUGCUGGUGCACAUGAUGACAAUACCACAUCAGUGCACACUAUACACACUUGUAUCUGUGUGGACUAAAGGAUUUGCAAUUUUAAAAUGCCCGUAAAUGUGAAAUUUGUUCUGGUUUUCCAUGUAGCCUGGUUUUCAUUUUGAAAAUCCCAAACAAAUGGCCGUCAAGAAAAUUUCCUUUUUAUUGUCUGAGAAGGUGCAAAGUAAUCUGUAAAUUUUGUUUUGAGUACCCGAUCCCAUAAUCUGGAACCGCUUCCUGACAUCAGCGGUCGGGUACCCGGUUCCGAUGCACACCCCCAGCCAUUGCCAUCGCAGGUUAAUGUAAUUGACACAAUUUAUAUGUCUUGGAUGUGUUGUGUUUGGUUGUGAAAGUUUAAGUUGGCGAUGCCCUUUCAUUUUGGAAUCCAUAACUUGCAUUGUUUUUCUUCGAAGUCACAUUUUUUAGUGGAUUUCAGGAAAGUGAACCUAAAGUAACACCAACAUAUUUGGAUAUGUUUUGGAAGCAAAUCAGAUUGCCAGUAUUACUAUUUGCAAAGGGAUUAUCCCUUUGAAAAAAGUCAUACUGGCAAUCUGACUUACUUUCAAAACCCGAUUAUUGUUUUCAUCAAAAUGCCAUUUAAAACUUAGGAUGAAUAAAAGCGAGUAUAAAACUUUAACAAAACCAAACCCAUCCUUCGGACGGACAGAGCACAUAUAAUAUAUCUCAUGCAUUUAUUUCUUUACCAUGCAAAGCUUCAAGUCAUAUAAACCAAACCCACAUUUGCAGCAGGACAAUUCUUUUAGAUGAUACAUCAUUUUCAGAUAAAUUUGAUUUCAUAUAAUGGCACUUAGGCUCAGGGUCUCAAUUUCUUGAACUUUCAUACUUUUACCUAAGAUUGUAAAUAGACGUGUAUAUAAUUUCAUUUUUAGAUAAGCAUGUUUUGUUAAAAGCCAAAUACGUGUACAUUUUGUAAUAACAUAGUGUCUCAAUACUUGAAAUACUUUCAAGUUUAAACAGACAGGUGCACAUCCUCAACUAGAACAAUCAGUUAAUGCUUAAACAUGAAUUUAAUCCUUUCAUCCUCAUCAUGCAGAUUCACCCCAAGUCUGAGGUCAGUUUGACCCAGACCAUUCUUGAAUCCUCUAAAAUACUCCAUUUUGCAGAAAACCAAUCGCACAGUCUUUGUUCUCUAACUUUUACAGGACAUCAAGCCCUAAUUGUGGAUGGGAUAAUUAGGAAAUUAAAUAGGCAAUUUGCUUUACAAAAUCACCAUCUUGGAAAUGAAGGCAUAAAAGAGUGCAGCCAAAAUGGACAGAGUCAGAGGUAACAUGGACAGGUUAAAAGUGGACAUCAAAUUUAUCCAUGUAGAAUGACCCAUGUACAUUCAGAACAUGAACAUGAUACAUGAAUGUCCCCCAAAAAAUAGACUUUUGAAGCAGAAACUUGACUGGAACAUGCAAGUUUUAGGAGGUCCCUUUUCAAAUGUUAACACUGCACACAGCAUCUUCCGUAACAAAAUUGUACAUAUGUUUUGUAGAGUUAUGUGUUUUGGUUUUUUGUCUCAUGUAUUUCUUUUACACUGAAUUUGCCUGUGUUAGUGUACAGUGUUUGUAUACAUUAAUUUUAUUAUUUUUUUAUAAUUUGUUAUAAUUUUAUCACAGCAAGGCCACUAUUUCCAAAGGAUAUUGAUAAAGAGGAACAAAUUGAUCCAAUAUAUUGCUACAUUUGUUCCCGUUUAUUGGUUGUCUCAAGCACUCCAGAUGUUUUUUUUCUUUACAGCUUUACACUCAUGCAAUAUUUGAUAAUUAUCCAUGCUAUUGGGCAAUUUACAUGUUCCGUUACUCCGUUUUAUUUCACACUGACAGUUGACUCUUGGUACAAUACAAAUUCUGUUCAUUCUGAAUAUAGUGAACAUUGAGCUUUGGUCCCGACUGUGCAUUUAUGUGCACUUAAUACACAAUUCUGGAUGCGACAAACAUUUAUGACCUGUCAACACAAAAUAAGCUUAAAGUCAGAUUUUAUUUUAAGAAUUGAGAUAUUUAUAUAUUUGGAUGCUGUAGAACAAGAGCUUUCCAAUGGUUUGUAACAUCUAGGGGUACUGAGUAAUGGAAAUAUUAACCACCAACUUACCUGAAGUUGGGAAACUGAUUCUUGAGAAAUGGCAUUUAAAAAUCCUACAGUUAAAAAAUAUAAAAAGUCAACUGAUAAAAACGGGAUGAUAAUAGGUUUGAAAGACAUUUGACUGAACAACAAAAUUGGAGAAAGGUUAAACAGGACUUACAGAUAAGGUUCCCAUGGAAACAAAUAAUUGACCACCCCUUUAAAUUUUGGCUUGCCGAUCUACUGCAACAUGACAAUUUCUGAUAUUAAGCUCCAAACGGGUCCCAUUUGGCUAGGUCGGGCUGAUUUUGUAUUAACGAUAGUCCACUGUACCAGACUUGUACACACACUUUUUAAAUGUUACAGACUAGGCACCAGUCUACAGUGACCACCACACCGUACUGUAUCGUGAUAACAGUUAGUCACGACACAUUCCCACCAGUAUUCAAAACUGGGUUAAAACAACAUUUGGUCAUAAAUUUUUUUACACAGAUUUAAACAUAGUUUUUAUCAUUCUUUCAAACCAGGUUUCCUAGUUUUGGACAGGAAUUAAAUAAAAU
Molecule: messenger RNA, 3652 nt
Organism: Patiria miniata (bat star)
Lineage: Eukaryota; Metazoa; Echinodermata; Asteroidea; Valvatida; Asterinidae
Product: histone H3-like
Exons: 4
Coding region: 175-708 (177 amino acids)
Cellular component (GO): nucleosome
Molecular function (GO): protein heterodimerization activity; structural constituent of chromatin; DNA binding
Source: RefSeq, a predicted model, not a curated record